Messenger RNA from Gallus gallus (chicken), 2980 nucleotides. Its product is annotated as translation initiation factor IF-2-like. Lineage: Eukaryota; Metazoa; Chordata; Aves; Galliformes; Phasianidae. The record is from RefSeq and is a predicted model, not a curated record. The transcript has 2 exons. Bases 1 to 1584 code for a protein of 527 amino acids.
AUGCAGAAGGCCCCGACCACCCGCCUCGUUCCCCCCUUACCUGCUCCGCGCCCGCCGCCCCGGCGACCCCCCCGCUGCAUCCCCGCCGCCGCCGCCGCCGCCGCCGCACUAGGCUCGGCCCGCUGCCGCCCCGCCCCGGGAGCGCAGUGCGGGCGGGGACCGCACAGCCCCAUCUCGCCGCGGGCGGCCCCCGGGGUGCCGGUGCUCGGCCUCCAUCCCAGCGCUUCCAUUUUCCUCCCUGCGGGACGCAGCGCUCAUUUCGGCCGCCCCCGACCCCGCCGCGCUGCUCCAUCUGCUCCCCGUCUGCUGCCGGCCCCGCGCCAGCGCCGAGCCCCGACGCGGCUCAUCGCACCGCUCGGCGGCCGCGCUCGGUGCGGUGCUCGCCGCGCGGGAGGGACUCAGCACGGGCACGGGGCGGGGGGGGAGCAGAGCUCCGGGCAGCGCGGCUGGGAGCCGGGCACGGAGCGAAGUGAUCCGCGGAAGCGGCCCAAACGAUGCGGGACCCCUCCUGGCGCCGGGGACGCGCCCCGCGGCCGCCGCACAGGGACGAAAUCCGGAGCGUGUCGCGCGGGUCGGGGCCGAGCCACCCCCGAGGACCGCCCCGCGGGUUCGGGACUGCCCGUGGCAGCGAGAGCAGCGCCGCACGGCCGCGGGACGGGUGCGGGCAGCGCUCGGGGCGGAGGCGGCGAUGGGAAGCGGCGGAGCCGUGAGCGCGGCCCGGGGCCGCAGCUGCCGUCACCGCGAUCGUGCGGCGGAGUGACGGCACGGGGACGCGGGGCACAACGGCUCCGGCGGGGGGGCGGGGGGGGCACGGCUCAGAAGCUCUCGGGUCGGCUUCGUGCGGGGCGCCCGGCGGUGCUGCGGGGUCUGUGCUGCAGCCGCAGCCCCGCUGGGUUCACCCCCGCACUGCUGCCUUUAUUUCGCGACAUCCGUUCCCCGACGCCCGAGGCCGUGGCGCUGCCGGCUCAGCUCCGCCGCCGGGUGCUCUGCGCAGUGGGACCAAAGAGAAAACCAUCGCUCCGGGACUGCGUUCCGCUCCUGCUGCUCCUCCGCACCUUUCAGGGCCCGUGUUUCUCCGGAGGUCUCUCCGAGCCGCACGCGUCACCCCGGGAUGCUCCAGGAGCAGCGAUUCCGGCACACGUCCGCACAGACAACAGCACCGGGCCGAACCCGGGGCGCUGUCCUGGCCUCCUCCACGCCGCUCCAUCCCCGGGCAUCAGCGGGAGGCCCCGCAGCGCCGGGCCGAGGUGUGGCUGUGGGUGCACCGCUGGGGUCGCUGCUCCGCGCUCGGCAGCCGCCCUGGGAAGGGCUGAGCGCAGCUCUGGGCACCCACUGUGCCCGGCACACAUCUGCAGCCUGCGGUGCGGGGGGGCGGCUUUGGAGGCAAAACCGCAAGUUAAAAAGGCUCAGCCACGUGUCCCGGUGUCUUUAAGCAGCGGACGAAGCCAACUCCGGAUUAAUUACAUUAUACCACGAUGGAGGCCGUUGCUAGGUUACAGCAACCGGUCCCUAAGCUCAGCCUACUGCGGGGUUUCCCCAGAACCGGGCAUCUUUGAGCUCGGGGCAGCGCAGAAGGUUGGGUGAGCAGCAGGGCUGGUGAGGCACAGUGCCCCACUGCAGGCAGCACCUGAGUUUCAGUAACCAUUUCAACGCUCACUGCUGGGGGGAAGGAAGCAAAUUCCCACCCCAGGCCUUGGCAAGCCAAAGGAAAAUGUUAUGACCUUACAGGAACAAGAGAAAUAGGGUGAAACGGAGUGCCCUGAAGUGCAGCAUCACCGCACUCCUCACAACUGGCCCUUUUCAUAACUCCUGGGGAAUGACAAAGAGCCACCUGCCAGCUGCGAGCCCACAGCCAGGUACAGCUGUGAACAAGGCGAGCACCAGCCCAGGAUGCUGCAGGAGAUGCACGACAUGGGAAGCAUGAAGUACGAGCCCUGGCACGACCUCAUCUGGUCUGGCACAGCCUCAGAAAGAUGAACUCAAAGCAGAAGCGGUGCCAAGGCCGGCUGCUAGCACAGCAAGGACAGCUCACAGAGCACUGCCACGCAGGGCUGGGGCAGCAGCACCCGAACAGCAGCGCUGGCAAAGGAAAAAAUAAGCAUAAACUGGCCAAGAAUAAAAGUGGACAGCAAUUAUCAGACAGCUCCUCAGUCCGGAGGCAGAAGUAGAGUUUCCUGCAAGGCUGGUGGUAGCAGAGCUGGUCUGCAGGCACGGGAACUGCCAGCACCAGUCCGUCUGUCCUUGUGCUAUUUUUCUACCUGGUAUUUUGGCAAGGAGAUGGAGCGAGGCACAGGUCAGGUACUGAGCCAGUCCUUCAGCUCAGCAGCAGCACCGAGCAGCUUGGUUCUCUUGCAGGGAUGAGUUGUGUGACAGCCACCAACAGAUUAACACCAGCGAGAGCUUUAGCAAGCAGGGCUGGCCACCUGUGCUAAGAGUCGGGCCAUCAGAAGGACAAUGCAGGCACGCUGCCUUUGCCCAGCACUCUGCAGGGUUCGGUGUACGCACAGGGAGCAGUCACACUCGAGGCCACGCGGCUGCAGGUGAGCUGUGGGCUGCAGCCAGCACUGGCCGCGGUGGUGCCGGCACACAGGGCAGGCUGCAAAGCCCAGACAGACUGACACACGUCUGCCUGUUCUCAGAGUACGACUUCACUUUGGUCCCAUCACAACAGCUGCAUUAAAUCACGCACAGGGGCUGCCAAUAGCAACAGGAGCUGCUGACCGUCCCGCUGUGCCUUCCCACCCCAGGGAGGAGGGUGGCAACAAAUGCUCCCCACAGUAAAUGCAGGGCACGCAGCUCCCACCCACACCUCAGAUCAGCAGCUAUACCAGCUGCCCCCCAUGCUUGGGAAGCUGGCCCUGUGCAGCAGCAGGCCACAGAUACAGCGAUGGAUUUGCACUUCUCCCUCCUCUCAAUACCAACCGAGACACUGUAUGACAUGCAGCUCCAGCCAGCAUUAAACUGCAAGCGCAGCUCUUCA